AUGGCUGUGGCAAUACAUUCAAAUAAUGAUCAAGAUCUAUUGACAGCUGCAAUUUCGUCACUUAUUGGCAUUAGUUUGAGCUCACCAACCGAUUACAAAGACUCAAUGCCUAAAGUAUCUUUGUUCGAUUGCCAUAAUCAAACGUAUUCGUAUGGUAAAGUAGGCAGUACAUCUCCAGAUUCUCAGAUUCAUCCAGAUUCUCAGCUAGCUACUAAAGCAACAAAAAAUAUUGAAGAAAUAAAAAAAGGAAGAACAGAGUUUUUGAUAUUUGUGAAAACUAUUUCUGGUAAAACUUUAACUUGUCUUAUAGAUCAAAAUUCAACUGUCCUUGACGUCAAAAAGAUUAUUGAAGCAAAAACUUCUAUACCCUGCUCCCAGCAACGACUAAUAUUCGCGGGAAAACAGUUAGAAAAUGAAAGAAAAACGUCUGAUUAUAGCAUAAAAAAAGAAGAUACAAUCCAUUUAAUUCAAAAUUUGAGAGGUGGCGGCUUACAGUUUUUGGAUCCCUCAAGCCUAGAUCCGAGAUAUAAUUAUGAUUUUACAAAUGUAACAGAUGAAAAUAAAAUAUUUACACGAGGUGGAGAAAAAUAUGUUCGCCCGUGUGGGUGGAAACGCUUUGCUAUUAAAGUGUCCGACAGAUAUGAAAAUUUAACUUGGUUAGGUAGUACCGAUGUUCCAGGAGAAUGGCCUGUAUCUUAUCAUGGAACAGGUGUAAAUGAAGCUAAAUCUAUAGCGGAGGAUGGCUACAACUUAACAAAAGGAAAAAGAUUUGCAUUCGGGCGCGGAGUUUAUUCAACUCCAAAUAUUAAAGUGGCAGAAAAAUAUGCAUUAAAUUUUAUGCAUAAAAAUAAGCAAUACGCAGUUGUACUUCAAAAUCGUGUAAAUCCUACAACCUUGCUAAAAAUAUCAGCUGAUCACACCAAAAUAGGUGAGUACUGGAUUAGCCCCAGCGACAAAGAUAUUCGUCCGUAUGGAGUAUGCAUUCGAAAACUAUAA
Molecule: messenger RNA, 996 nt
Organism: Hydra vulgaris (swiftwater hydra)
Lineage: Eukaryota; Metazoa; Cnidaria; Hydrozoa; Anthoathecata; Hydridae
Molecular function (GO): protein binding
Source: RefSeq, a predicted model, not a curated record